AUGGCUGACGCCGCGAAAACACAGUGGUGUGAACCAUGUGGUCGAGUAGGAGAAAAUCAGCAAGCACAUUCAUGGUGUAGUGACUGUUCUGAACCACUAUGUGGAGAAUGUCUAAAGUUCCAUCCAAAAGGGAAAUCAACAGCGAAUCACAAAACAAUCCCAAUCCUGAAAGCUGAAAAAUUAGCUGUUUUAAAUAUUCCAGAUACCUGUCAUAUUCAUGAAGAACAGAAACUUUCUCUCUUUUGCAUACAGCAUGAUCAAAUCUGUUGCGCAUUUUGUCUGCGGGAAUCGCAUAGUACGUGUAAAGAUGUAAAAUCAAUAGAGCAGGCAUCAAAAGGUGUUAAAAUGGGAACGGCGAUCGACGAUGUACAACAUCGAAUUUCAGAAUUUUCGUUUAUGAUAGGUAAAAUACUCGAUGUAUACAAGAAUAAUUUGAGUUCAAUAUCUGAUCAGAAAGAUAAAUACAAAGACAAAAUUAAAAAUAUUCGGAAAGAAUUUAAUACGUACUUGGAUGAGAUAGAACAAGUAAUCGAUUCAAAAACUGAUCCCUGUGAUAAAGAAUGCAUAAGUGAAAUUGAAAAGAAGAUUAAAGAUCUAACCACAAGAAAAAAUAAAUUGGAAUCGAGACAAACUGCUAUAGAAACUUUAACAGAACAUGCUUCAGAAACAAAAAUAUUUGCAGCAGUCAAGACUAUAGACCUUAUACUAAUCGAAGAAGAAGUCUUUUUGUCAAAGAUGCAGGAAAAGUUAACAACAUACGCACUUCUGUCGUCUCCGUGUGACUUGAUGGAAAAGAUAAAACCAAUUUUAGCUACACUAUCCGAAAUUAGAAUAGAACAGAUUAAAACAACAGUUCAAAACCCACUAAAUGUCCAACAAGUUCAAGCCUACAAAAUGCAACAAAAAAGGCCCAGCCUUAUGUCGAAGAUUAGUUGUUCUCAGAUGAAGAUGACAAGGAUUGGGAGAGCUUGUUUCACUAUUGAUAAUCACAUUGUUUUUUGUGGAAACCAAAUACUACUUUAUGAUAUCACAAAUUCUAGUGUACAAUCAGUACGUGAAUCUAAUGUUUUAGGAUAUACCUCAACAAAUAUAACUAGUGAUAUGAAGAAUAACGUUUAUGCAUCUUUUGCUCCUGUAUUCAUAAAAACUAUUGACAUGAAGAACUUAAAAGAAGGCACCCUGAUUCACAACUCUAAGGAUGGGGUCUCUGAUUGUCAUAACUUCACUUGUCUUAAGGCUAAGAAUGACUUAAUUUAUUCAAAUUAUAAUCAGGACAUCGUGAGUUUCAAUGAAAAACGAAGUGUUAUGAAGGUUCUGAAAACUAAAGUCAACCCAGCAUUCAUGUGUGUGUCAAAAGAUGGUGGAAUAUUUAUAUCUGAAAAAAACACAAUCAAACAUAUAACUGAAUCAGGUUCAUACGAUAACAUUCCUACGAAAAUGGAGAGUGGAGAUAAUAUUACAGGAAUAGAUGUUAAUGAACAAGGGCAGUUGUAUGCAUGUAUUUGUGGCAACGAAGUAGGAUCAAUUGUGCGAAUAAACACAACUACAGGAUACAGGGAACCAGUAUUAGAAAAUCUUGUAACCCCAUGUGAUAUCGCUUUUCAUCCGGAUCCGACUAAGAAUAUGUUUCUUGUUAUGACUGAUCAUGGCAAGGAAUGCUCAGUUUAUCAAUUUGCAACUUAA
Mytilus trossulus (common blue mussel) is the source of this 1683-nucleotide messenger RNA. RefSeq lists its product as uncharacterized. The record is from RefSeq and is a predicted model, not a curated record. The transcript has a single exon. Lineage: Eukaryota; Metazoa; Mollusca; Bivalvia; Mytilida; Mytilidae. Gene Ontology annotation, molecular function: zinc ion binding. The coding region runs from base 1 to 1683 and encodes 560 amino acids.